AGUUGUCGGGAAGCAAGCACCUGCCGGUCCGGUCCCGGUUCCCCGAGAAGAUGGAGCUUGAACACGAAACUCCCAGCUCCUCCACCGGUUCUCCGGGAGGCUCCAGGGAGUAUAAAGUGGUCAUGCUGGGAUCUGGUGGCGUGGGGAAAAGUGCCAUGACAAUGCAGUUCAUUAGCCAUCGGUUCCCUGAUUACCACGAUCCCACCAUUGAGGAUGCUUAUAAGACACAAGUUCGAAUAGAUGACGAACCUGCUUACUUGGACAUUUUGGACACUGCUGGACAAGCAGAAUUCACGGCCAUGAGAGACCAAUAUAUGAGAGGAGGAGAGGGCUUCAUUAUCUGCUAUUCCAUCACGGACCGCCAGUCCUUUCAAGAGGCGGCGGAAUUCAAGGAGCUCAUUUAUCGCGUCCGACGCACCUACGACAUCCCCUUGGUGUUGGUGGGCAACAAAAUUGAUCUCAAAGAGUUUCGGCAGGUGUCCAGAGAGGAAGGCAUGAACUUGGCCAGACAAUAUGGCUGCCCUUUCUUUGAGACCUCUGCAGCCUUUCAUUUCUACAUCGAUGACGUCUUUUACAGACUCGUGAGGGAAAUCCGGAAGAGGGAGAUGUCUCUGCCUCUAGCCGAGGGGAAGUUGAAGAGCAAAGGAAGUCUAUGGCAGAAACUGAAAAGGUCUUUGAAGAAGAAGAAAGAGAGUCCUUCUUGAUCACUUUUUUCCGUCUGGUUAGCUGCAUCACUUGGAAACUGCCUGGAACCCAUUCUCUGACACAAUUCCAAAAGGCAUCAUCUUCUGCGGUCUUCUUUUCAGGAACCCCGCCACGAAGGGCAAGUUGUCUAACUUUGGGAGAGCUAUGCACACGGUGGAAAAUGUACCCCUUCUGGUUCAUGAUUUAAAAAAGCAGGAAAUAUAUGUAAUAGGUAGCUUCUGAAAAAACAGCACUUGAAUGUAUUUUAUUUGAGCAUGAUGUUCAAAGCUCAUCAACAAUGACAUGAAAAAUAGUCAGAAUGCAAACAAUUUUUUUAAAAAAACCACUCAAAAGGCACAAGGGGUUUGCUUCAUUGUUUUGGUAUGUAUGUAUUUUUUUUAUAAUUCAUCUUCAUUUAAGAAUGUGUAGCUGUUCCUGUAAACUUCCUGUCCUUUGAAAAAAAAUAUAUUGGCUUGCAUCCAAAGAGUCCCAGGUAAGGCAACAAAACAUUUUCACUCCUGUUGCGGUGCGGAGCGGUCUCCACCAAUUCUGGUCUCCGAAAACUGCUUUUUACUUCAUCGUGGUGGACUCGACAGAAUGGAUUUUCAUGCGACUUGAGAGCUGCACCAGGAACAGGGACAAAUCUUAGGAAUGUGUGUCUGAAACUCAAUCUACCGUUCUUUGGAUCCAAACACACUGUGUUUCAUGUGAUGUCAAGUGACUUGAAAACUCUAGGGAUAAGAUAAUGUCCUUCAUUUGUUUUAUGUGUUUCCGCUCUGCCCGCUGCUCCACUCCUCUGAAACAUUUUUAAAAAAUAAUUCCAAAAUCAGAGCCAUGUGCAGAUUUUGAUAGGUUUCAUUUCCUUCUGUCAAAGGCUUUCACGGCCGAAACCAAC
Messenger RNA from Sphaerodactylus townsendi, 1579 nucleotides. RefSeq names its product Ras like without CAAX 2 (gene RIT2). The transcript is spliced from 5 exons. Gene Ontology annotation, cellular component: plasma membrane. NCBI's taxonomy places the organism in Eukaryota, Metazoa, Chordata, Lepidosauria, Squamata, Sphaerodactylidae. The coding region runs from base 51 to 704 and encodes 217 amino acids. Gene Ontology annotation, molecular function: GTPase activity; GDP binding; calmodulin binding. Gene Ontology annotation, biological process: Ras protein signal transduction; positive regulation of neuron projection development. The record is from RefSeq and is a predicted model, not a curated record.